Messenger RNA from Centruroides sculpturatus (bark scorpion), 768 nucleotides. RefSeq names its product microsomal glutathione S-transferase 3-like. Lineage: Eukaryota; Metazoa; Arthropoda; Arachnida; Scorpiones; Buthidae. The transcript is spliced from 6 exons. Bases 339 to 701 code for a protein of 120 amino acids. The record is from RefSeq and is a predicted model, not a curated record. Gene Ontology annotation, molecular function: glutathione peroxidase activity; glutathione transferase activity. Gene Ontology annotation, cellular component: endoplasmic reticulum; nuclear envelope; membrane.
CUGUUGUGUGUGUAAUCUUUGUGCACUCUCUGUUCCUUUGUUACACAACCGGUUACGUUAAUCCAACUGCCUUUUUACUAAUCUCUCCGACAAACAUCUAGUCUAACACGUUAUACAAGAAAUUGAAGGUUACGAAACAUAUUCUUGAACAUUUUUCGUUAAAUAAUUGCUCAAGUGCGUGUUUAAAGAAAUUUGUCAGGUCAUUUUUCAGGGUUAUAAAUCUUCCUUUAUGUGUAAUAAUAUUGACAGGAAAGAGUUUCCUUACAUUAAUACCACUAAAAAUUAGUUAAAGUCACCAGAAUACUGUGGUAAUCCAGCUUACAGUAGUGGAUCCAAAUAUGGAGGUUCCUCAAUAUUAUGGUUACGUGAUCUUCAUUGUUUUGGCUUCGUUUCUAGUAAAUCUUUGGCUUGCUGAAAGAGUUUCAAUUGCUCGAUUUAGAUAUAACAUUCAGUAUCCUAUGAUGUACAGCGAAACAAAUAAUAUAUUUAACUGUAUGCAGCGAUCUCACUUAAAUUUUGUGGAAAAUUAUCCUUCCUUCCUAUCCCUACUCCUAUUAGCCGGAUUAUCGGAUCCCAUUGCAAGUGCAAAGUAUGGAGCAAUAUGGCUUUUAGGAAGAGUGGUUUAUGCAAUUGGUUAUUCAACUGGAAAACCGUGGAAGAGACUUUUUGGCUCCUUUCAAUAUUUAGGACUGGCAGUUUAACAAACGGACAGAAAAAAAUUGAAAAUGGUGAAAAUAGAAGUUCCUCGAGAAUAUGGCUACAUUAUUC